Glarea lozoyensis ATCC 20868 is the source of this 1029-nucleotide messenger RNA. Its product is annotated as NAD(P)-binding Rossmann-fold containing protein. NCBI's taxonomy places the organism in Eukaryota, Fungi, Ascomycota, Leotiomycetes, Helotiales, Helotiaceae. Bases 1 to 1029 code for a protein of 342 amino acids. The transcript is spliced from 2 exons. The record is from RefSeq and is a predicted model, not a curated record.
AUGAAGCCUAACCUCCUUCCCUUCAUCCCCUCAAAACUGUUCGGCGUCCCUCAACCAACCCAACUCUUCACCGGCAAAACAAUCCUUAUCACAGGCGCCUCCACUGGUCUCGGUUUGGAAGCCGCUUUUAAAUUCGCAUCCUUGGACGCCGCCAAAAUUAUCCUUGGGGUUCGAAACAUUUCGAAAGGCAAUCUUGCAGUCCGCGCCAUCGAAGAUCGUACCAAACGCUCCGGCGUCGCAGAAUUCUGGGAACUGGAUAUGAAAUCUUACGCCAGUAUUCAGACCUUUGCCAAGCGUGCGGAGGGGCUGGAGAGAUUGGAUGUUGUGGUGCUAAAUGCGGGCGUUGCGCCGAAAAACUAUACCAUAGGAGAGGAAGGCUGGGAGUCAGCGCUGCAGGUGAACGUGGUUGGAACAGCUUUGUUGAGUUUGUUGUUGUUGCCAAAGCUGAAGACUGCUGUGUCUGGAGAAGAGCUGGCGCAUUUGAUCAUUGUCACCUCCGAAGCACAUCGCUGGCUUGAACCGAGUGAUUUGCCUGAUCCUACCAAAUAUGGCGGUAGUAUCCUACACGCUGUUAAUGCAUUGCCUGAUCAUAUGGAGCAAUGGGAUGGCUUGCUGCAGAAUGCAAGGUCGAAAUUAUUCGCUAUGUAUAUCACGCAAGCUAUCGCAGCCCUGGUAGAGGAUGAGAAUGGAAAUCCGGAGGUUAUUGUGACGGCUACUUGUCCGGGGGCUUGUCGAUCAGAGCUGAUGAGGGAUAUGAAGAGUGAUUGGGCCGGGAGGAUUGGAAUGGGGAUCUAUGAGGGUCUGUUUUGCAAGAGUAGUGAGGAGGGGGCGAGGACUUAUGUUUUGGCUGUGGCUGUGGGAUUGGAGGGGCAUGGGGGUUGGUUUAGGGUUAAAGAGAUUGCAAUGCCCGGGACACUCGUGACAAGUGAGGAGGGGAAGAUACUCCAGCAAAGCGUGUGGAUAGAAAUUAUCGAGGAAUUGAGUGGAAAAGUACCUGCUGUGAAGUAUUUGGUUGGAAAGAAAUCAUGA